UGAAGCUCCUGUCAGAGGGUGAGUCUGUCCUAUCCGAGCAUCUCCCAGGGCCCACCACGGCCCCACAAUCCAACGUCCCACCCCAACACCCCUAAAGAGAAACCCACCGAAGCAGGACCUAAGGAUUUUGGCAGUUCUGGUCUAGGGUCCUCAUCGGUUUUCAAGGACAAGCAUGGCUGAUAAACUGGGACUGGCAGGUGUGGCGGACGAGCCCAGCGCCAUGAACAUCUUCUCUCUGCUGGAGAGGGUGUCCGGGAUCAUAGACAAUGUUCAGGCCUGCCAGCAGCGGAUGGAGGAGAGGCAGCUGGAGCUGGAGAACACCGUCAAGACCAUCCAAGCAGAUGUAGUCAAGCUGACGAAGGAGCACACGGCGACCAGUGGCACCGUGGAGAAACUUCUGGAGAAAACACGCAAGGUCAGCUGCCACAUCAAGGACGUCCGCGUGCGGGUGGAGAAGCAGAACGUUCGAGUCAAGAAGGUGGAGGAAACCCAAGUCGAGCUGCUGAAUAAGAACAAGUUCCGUGUCGUCAUCUACCAGGGAGAUAAUGAGGUCCCAGCUGUGGCUGGUCCUAAAGCCUCUCCGAAGGGAGCAACGGGUGGAGACGCUGCAGCAGACCCAGAUGCACCAGAGGCUCCGCUCCCUGACUCGGAUGAGGAAUACAUGGUUGUUGAAGAAGCCGAUUCAUCCACUGCUGCCAAACUAAAGAAGACCGGCCUGAAGCGCAUCGAAAGCCUGAAGCAGACCUUCUCACGCGAGAACAUGACUAAGACCAAAGAGAACCUGGGCACCAAGGUCAACAAGCUGGGCGAGCGCAUAGUAACAGCCGAACGGCGUGAGAAAAUCCGCCAGUCAGGAGAACGACUGAAACAGUCUGGCGAGCGCUUCAAGGAAACCAUCACAAAAACCGUACCAGCAAAGCUGAAUCUGAAGAAGGAAAGGACGGUGGCUGAGGGUCAGGAGGGGGCAGAAGGGACCACAGAAGGAACAGCACCCGUCCCACCACCGAAGGGUCGUAAACCCAGUCCUGAGGUGGCCUACACAGAGCCAACGCAGAAACAAGAAGGUCCAGAUGAGGGCAAGGGUGAGGAAUCAGAAGUACCGAUGUAUGAUAUGAAGCAGCUUUCUUAAGCUUAAGCAGGCCUGACAGCCACAUUUUGCGAAAGACUAAUAUACAGAUAUGGAUUCGAUUACAGAGAACUAGAAGGUGGAAAGAUUGGAAAGACCAGAGAUCCUGAUUGGAUCAGUGGAUGGUUCUUGCGACAACUGAAUGAACGAAUUGAGGAAGUUGAAUUCUACAAACAAUAUGUGUCUUUUGGGGGGAGGUGUGGGGGAUAUUUUUGUUUACAUCUGUUAUGUGCUAUGAAGGGUGAUGAAUGUCAAACCACCAUAAUGAGAUGACUAGUUUAAUGAUUUUUAAUUUAACUUUUAGUUAGUUUUUUUGGUCACACUGACACCUAUGGGUGUGGAUGAAGUGUUGUAUAAAAUAAAGGUGUUUGGUAAGAUACUUCUUUCACAGAUGUGUAUUAUAAUAGAGGUAUUACUGAGAUAUGUUGAAUAGCGUUCGGCUGGUCUUGUGAUCCUUAUUUUGCUGCGUUCACAUCAAACCAGGAUAAAUCACACUAUUCAUACGUAAAUACACGCACGAACAUUGUAAGCUUACUCGCUUCAUUCGCACUUUUGGAUUUGCAUCAUGUGCAGGGUUUCUGUCUGCCCGGUGACUCUAGCUUCGUUGCUAAAUGGCUAACAUGAAUUUUAUUGAGAGACCAGCUGUGAUUAUGUGCUUUAGGAAGGCUGAUAAGUAGCGUCGAUUCAUUAGGAGCUGUGUCUGAGUCCACCAGAUCCAGGUGCACCCAGCUCUGUGAGUUUAUCAACUCCUCCAGAAACUGCACCUGGAUGAUGGAAGCUUUCAGCUGUGUUCUGACAGAGCCAAGCCCAGUUUGAUGAACUGUUGUCCGGUGUUGGUAAUAGGAUUUUUCCUCGGUACACCAACAACAGGAGCUACAUCAAAAUCACGCCCCAACAAGAGAAAAUUUCUGACUGGUCAAUGCAGCGCGAAUGUCUGCUGAAUUUCAGAUUGUCCAACAACGUUGAUCAACACGCGCCGCUUCAUUUGCGUGAAUCGCGCCGCAGGAUGUCUAUUCUCGUCUUUGCAUGACCUAACAUGUAAAUCACUCUUGCUUGACGCUUCAUCUGCAUCUGGAGUGAACGCAGCACAAGAAGUCCCCCAUUAUAAGAGAACAAUUUUCUUUUGUAAGUCACCGAUCCCUUUAUUCAUUCUUUAGUAGUAAAAUGCUUUUAAGACAAAGAGCUGAGUGAACCUAUUAUUUAUUAGGCGUGUGCAAUAUUAUUUAAAAGAAAUUUCACCAAACAGUCAAAAUGAUUUACACAAAUACAGAUGAAUUACACAAUUCAGAUUUUUUUUUUUUUUUUUGGACUUCAGCUGACAUCCAGCAUGUCCAGCGAUGGAUGAGUUUAGAAUGACAUUUUUCAGUUUAGAUGUUGUAGUUGAUUACUUGUGCAGGCGAGUCAUUUCUAACAACAUUUUUCUGUGCCUUUUCUGUGAUUUUCUUGUAAACUAAAAAAGAUCAGCUUUCGCAGUAUAACUUUGGUGAUUAACCAUCACUAUUCAGUUGUAUCAUUAUUUUUAAAUAAACACAUGAACUCAA
Danio rerio (zebrafish) is the source of this 2667-nucleotide messenger RNA. It is a transcript of the gene cavin4b, whose product is annotated as caveolae associated protein 4b. The record is from RefSeq and is marked provisional. Lineage: Eukaryota; Metazoa; Chordata; Actinopteri; Cypriniformes; Danionidae. Gene Ontology annotation, cellular component: caveola; cytoplasm.